This is a messenger RNA of Lodderomyces theae, 1326 nucleotides long. RefSeq names its product methionine aminopeptidase. The coding region runs from base 1 to 1326 and encodes 441 amino acids. The transcript has a single exon. The record is from RefSeq and is a predicted model, not a curated record. Gene Ontology annotation, biological process: proteolysis. NCBI's taxonomy places the organism in Eukaryota, Fungi, Ascomycota, Pichiomycetes, Serinales, Debaryomycetaceae. Gene Ontology annotation, molecular function: metalloaminopeptidase activity.
AUGUCAACCAUUCGAGCUAAGGAGGUUGAUGAGCUCGAAUCCAAAACCAAAGAUCUCAACUUGAACAAUGCUUUAUUUCCCAAUCAGGACUCCGCCACAUCAAGCGACUUGAAAUCAAAAAGCGCUGAGAAUGAUGACGAUGAUGAUGAGGAUCAAGAAGAUACACCUGCAAACAGCUCUUCCAAUGCUUCCUCCGACAAGAAGAAAAAGAAGAAGAAGAGUGGUAAGAAAAAAAAGAAGUUGGUUGCCAUUGACCAAUCAUACCCAGAUGAUAUUUUCCCAGAAGGUGAAUGGAUGGAGUAUCCAUUGGAUUCAAACAAGCAUAGAACAACUUCAGAAGAGUUGAGGUAUUUGGAUAGACAACAGAAUAACAAAUGGGAAGACUUUAGAAAGGGAGCCGAAAUCCACCGUCGUGUUCGUGCUAAAGCCAAGUCGUCAAUUAGACCUGGAAUGUCAAUGACUGAAAUCGCCGACUUGAUUGAAAAUUCAGUAAGAGCAUAUGCUAAUGCCGACCAUACGAAAAAGGCAGGUAUUGGGUUUCCUACCGGUCUAUCACUAAAUCAUGUGGCAGCCCAUUAUACUCCAAACACAGGGGAUAAGUUGGUAUUGGGAAAAGAUGAUAUAAUGAAGGUUGAUAUUGGUGUUCAUGUCAAUGGUCGUAUCUGUGACUCUGCAUUUACAAUGACUUUCAAUGAAGAUGGCAAGUACGAUGCUAUAAUGCAAGCAGUUAGAGAAGCCACAAACACCGGUGUCAAAGAAGCUGGGAUUGAUGUCAGAAUGAAUGACAUUGGUGCUGCUAUACAAGAAGUCAUGGAGAGUUAUGAAAUGGAAGAAAAUGGUAAAACUUACCCAAUCAAGUGUAUUCGCAACCUUAAUGGACACAAUAUUGGUGACUAUGUCAUUCAUUAUGGCAAGAAUGUUCCCAUCAUUGCAAAUGGCGACAAUACCAAGAUGGAAGAAGGUGAAACGUUUGCCGUUGAAACAUUUGGCUCAACUGGUAACGGAUACGUGGUGGCAGAAGGAGAAUGCUCACAUUAUGCAUUGAAUCAAAACAUUGAUGGAAUUAGAGUACCUUCGGAGAGAUGCAAGUCAUUAUUGAACUCGAUACAGGAGAAUUUUGGAACAUUGCCCUGGUGUAGGAGAUACUUGGAGCGUACCGGUGAAGAUAAGUACUUGUUGGCUUUGAAUCAAUUGGUCAGGGCAGGCGUUGUUGAAGCUUAUCCGCCUAUUGCUGAUAAAUUUGGUAGUUACACUGCUCAAUUCGAGCACACCAUAUUGUUACACCCCCAUAAGAAGGAGGUUGUCACUCGUGGUGAUGACUAUUAG